AUGGAGCUCCAACUCACAUCAGCUAGAUUCCUCACCUCCCCUAUCGUCGAGAUCGAAGUUGGCGAAGGCGAUGACAAGACCACCUUAACGGCGCAUCAGACACUCCUUCGCGAGUCGCCUUUCCUAGAAGAAUUGGUGAACCAAUUCGAAGACUCCGGCCCUCGCCGCAUCGAACUCCCCGCCGAGAACGUGCAAGCCUUCGGCUGCUUCCUCCAAUUCCAAUACACGCGCGACUACACUCUUCCCUCCGAGACCAACGGAUCCACCGAGGUAGCUACGGCAGACAGCAGUGGCGAGGAGCUCUUGCAACACGCGCGCGUCUACACCCUCGCCGAGAAGCUCGAGCUGCCGAUCCUGAAGACCCUCGCCCACAAAAAGAUCCAUCGCGUGAACAGUACGCCCGGCGGGGAACUCGCCUACGCCCGCUACGUGUAUACGCAUACCCUUCCGGACGAUAUGACUAUCCGCAAGCCUAUUGCCGCCUACUGGGCGGAUCAGGGCCAUGUCCUCAGGCACGACUUGAAGGAGGAAUUUAAGCAGCUUUGUCUGGAUCUUCCGGAGUUCGCCUACGACGUGCUUACCUUGCUGUUCGAUAAGCAGGAGAAGGGGGCAAAGAAGACUAAUCCCGAGAUCGAGUCGGUGAUGCGGGGCAGUGGCCGGAAGCGCCGCCGGGAUAUCUAG
Penicillium chermesinum is the source of this 681-nucleotide messenger RNA. RefSeq names its product BTB/POZ domain-containing protein. The transcript has 2 exons. The record is from RefSeq and is a predicted model, not a curated record. The coding region runs from base 1 to 681 and encodes 226 amino acids. Lineage: Eukaryota; Fungi; Ascomycota; Eurotiomycetes; Eurotiales; Aspergillaceae.